Messenger RNA from Cervus elaphus (red deer), 831 nucleotides. It is a transcript of the gene PTRH2, whose product is annotated as peptidyl-tRNA hydrolase 2. Gene Ontology annotation, cellular component: cytosol; mitochondrion. The coding region runs from base 203 to 742 and encodes 179 amino acids. Gene Ontology annotation, biological process: positive regulation of anoikis; negative regulation of anoikis. Gene Ontology annotation, molecular function: peptidyl-tRNA hydrolase activity. The transcript has 3 exons. The record is from RefSeq and is a predicted model, not a curated record. NCBI's taxonomy places the organism in Eukaryota, Metazoa, Chordata, Mammalia, Artiodactyla, Cervidae.
GAAGAACGACUGUUCUCGUCGCCGUUCUUGAUCCGGAAGUUGUUGUCGAGAUACCCCGGAAGAGGUAACUCGCGUGAGAGCGGCGAGUUCGGUACCCAGAACUGAAGAACGCGAAGGCGCCAGUGAGGCGGCGGAGAGGUGCGCUUGGCAUCCAGAGCCAUCAAGUGGUGGUGAGAUUAUCAUAAAGAAGUUCUGCUGAUCUAUGAUCUCCAGAUCCCUGGUCAUGGAGUAUUUGACUAAUCCUGGUGCACUUAGCUUGGCUGCCGGAGUUGCCUGUGGCGUGUGCCUGGGCUGGGGCCUCCGAGUGCGCUUUGGAAUGCUCCCCAAGAGCUCGGUGAGGGAGACAGAUGCUGGCGCUGAGACGGAAGCAAGCAUCCUCGGAGAGAGUGGGGAGUACAAAAUGAUUCUUGUGGUUCGAAAUGACUUAAAGAUGGGAAAAGGAAAGGUGGCUGCCCAGUGCUCUCAUGCUGCUGUUUCUGCCUACAAGCAAAUUCAAAGGAGAAACCCUGAGUUACUCAAAGAAUGGGAAUACUGUGGCCAGCCCAAAGUGGUAGUCAAAGCUCCUGAUGAAGAAACUCUGGUUGAAUUACUGACCCAUGCAAAAGUGCUGGGACUGACUGUAAGUUUAAUCCAAGAUGCAGGACGUACUCAGAUUGCACCAGGCUCUCGAACUGUUUUAGGAAUUGGACCAGGACCAGCGGACCUAAUUGACAAGGUCACCGGUCACCUAAAACUUUACUAGGUGUAAUUUUGUAUCAUGAUGGUGGUCCCACCACCACAAGUGUUUGAAACUGUCAAAUUCUAACAAUAAAAGCUGAAUAUCUUCCCCCA